Aspergillus wentii DTO 134E9 is the source of this 1560-nucleotide messenger RNA. RefSeq names its product MFS transporter. Gene Ontology annotation, biological process: transmembrane transport. Gene Ontology annotation, cellular component: membrane. Gene Ontology annotation, molecular function: protein binding; transmembrane transporter activity. Lineage: Eukaryota; Fungi; Ascomycota; Eurotiomycetes; Eurotiales; Aspergillaceae. Bases 1 to 1560 code for a protein of 519 amino acids. The transcript has 10 exons. The record is from RefSeq and is a predicted model, not a curated record.
AUGGAUCCCACAUUAGCCCUGAAUGAUGGGCUCACAGAAUGCGUCUCUAAAUCCAGUUGUGAAAACAUCAAUUUGCCGACACUAGACCUUGAGGACAAUCGGAUCGAACACAUUCCCACAUCCGCCCUGAACGAUGGGAUCACAAAAUGUGUGUCUAGUUAUACAGUGAACUGGGGUGAAAAUGACCCUUCAGACCCCCGCAAUCUCAGCAUUGUCAGGCGAUGGUUCAUUGUUGUUAUUGUGUCUAUGGGCUCGCUUUGCGUGGCUUGUACAUCUUCCAUCUAUACCACGACGUAUGGGCAAAUCUUGGAGGAAUUUGAUUGCUCGCAGGAAGUUGGGACUCUUGGAUUGUCAUUCUUUAUCUGGGGUCUUGGGCUUGGGCCAUUGGCUUUAGGGCCGUUAUCAGAGCUAUAUGGUCGCCGGAUAAUUUACCUCUGCUCCUUUGCGUUUUUCCUCAUUUGGCUCAUUCCUUGCGCUGUUGCAAAAAAUAUCGAAACCAUUAUUGUUUGCAGAUUUUUUAAUGGCUUCGCAGGAAGUGCUUUCCUGAGUGUUGCUGGAGGCACAGUAGGAGACAUUUUUGCCCGUCAUGAACUGGCUGCCCCGAUGAUGCUGUAUACUGCCAGUCCAUUUAUCGGGCCUGAGCUUGGGCCUCUGGUUGGUGGAUUCAUCAACCAGUACACCAAUUGGCGAUGGACCUUUUAUGUCCUAUUGAUUUGGACUGCUAUGGAACUCGUGAUGAUCUACUUUUUUGUCCCGGAAACUUAUCAUCCUGUACUUCUCAAACGAAAGGCAGAAGAAUUAAGAGAGAAAACCAAAAACUCCAAACAUAAGGCCCCAAUCGAAAAGGACACUCGCUCUCUAUCAUCGAUGAUACUCCGUUCAAUGUAUCGGCCUAUUCUCCUUCUGGCCCUCGAACCAAUGUGCCUGAACCUGUGCAUAUUCUCUGCAAUCCUGCUGGGAAUUCUGUAUCUGUUCUUCGGAGCUUUUCAACUGGUCUUUAAGUUAGUCUACGAAUUUGAAGUCUGGCAGCGAGGUUUAUGUUUCCUCGGGCUUUUAGUGGGAAUGGGUUUCGCCAUUUUAACGGAUCCGCUCUGGCGCUCCAAUUAUGUUCGACUGGAGAAGAAUCAUAAAGAGGCGCAUGGCGUGGAUGCCCCUUUUCAACCUGAAUGGAGACUUCCACCUGCCAUCGCUGGUGCUCCUCUCGUCACUGUUGGUCUGUUCAUGUUUGCUUGGACAAUCUACUCGAGCGUACAUUGGAUUGUGCCAAUUAUUGGCAGUGCACUUUUUGGUGCUGGAACAAUUCUUGUCUACUCCGGAAUCUUCACCUUCCUCGUCGACGCAUAUCCAACAUACUCUGCUAGUGCGCUAGCAGCGAACAGUUUUCUUCGAUCAAUGUUUGGAGGCAUAUUUCCUCUUUUUGGCAUACAAAUGUACAAUAAGCUGGGAUAUCACUGGGCAACGUCUCUUCUUGCAUUCUUGACGUUGGCCAUGUUGCCGUUUCCAUAUCUAUUCUUUAGGUACGGUUCUCGGAUUCGAGAAAAGAGCUCCUUUACUUCUUAA